GUUUCUGAGUAGCUGCCUGUUUCAUUGUUCCUCACUGUGGCAGUGUUUUCAGUCAGGAAAUUUAAAAUAUGGUAAAGCUAAAGUUGCCCAAUCCUGGCCUGGAGGACAGGAUACCUUCUCAUGCUGAACUUGAGGUCCUUGAGAAACAAGAGGCAGACUCCAGACCAAAAUGGGAUAACAAGGCUCAGUAUAUGCUGACAUGCAUAGGGUUUUGUGUGGGCUUAGGAAAUGUGUGGAGGUUCCCGUAUCUCUGUCAGAGCCAUGGAGGAGGAGCCUUCAUGAUCCCUUUCCUGAUUUUGCUAGUCCUGGAGGGUAUCCCCCUGCUUCAUCUUGAGUUUGCCAUUGGUCAAAGGCUGAGGAAAGGCAGUGUGGGCGUAUGGAGCUCUAUCCACCCUACCCUGAAAGGAGUUGGCAUAGCAUCAAUGUUUGUAUCCUUCCUGGUGGGUUUAUAUUAUAAUACUAUUAUUGCCUGUGUGAUGUGGUAUUUCUUCAACUCCUUCCAAGACCCCCUGCCUUGGAAUAACUGUCCUCUCAAUGAAAACAGAACAGAUUAUGUAGAAGAGUGUGCCAAGAGCUCUCCUGUAGAUUACUUCUGGUACAGAGAAACAUUAAAUAUCUCCACUUCCAUUGAGGAUUCUGGCAGUAUACAGUGGUGGCUUUUGCUAUGUUUGACGUGUGCAUGGGGUGUACUGUAUGUGUGCACAAUCAGAGGCAUCGAAACAACAGGAAAGGCUGUGUAUAUAACUUCAACUCUUCCAUACGUUGUGCUUACCAUUUUCCUAAUCCGUGGCUUGACGUUGAAAGGAUCAACCAAUGGAAUAGUGUAUCUCUUCACCCCUAAUGUUACUGAGCUGGCGAACCCACUGACAUGGUUGGAUGCGGGUGCUCAGGUGUUUUAUUCUUUCUCCCUGGCAUUUGGAGGCCUCAUUUCAUUCUCCAGUUACAACUCUGUUCACAAUAACUGUGAGAAAGAUGCUGUGAUUGUCUCAGUGAUCAACGGUUUCACUUCCAUCUAUGCAGCAACUGUCAUAUACUCCAUCAUUGGAUUCAGAGCCACAGAAAGAUAUGAUGACUGUUUUGACACAAAUAUUCUUACUCUGAUGAAUGCAUUUGACUUGCCAGAAGGUAAUGUAACCCAAGAUAACUUUGAACAAAUGCAGCAGCUGUGUAACAUGACUGAUCCGGCAACUUUUGCAAGCCUGAAGUUUGAAACCUGUGAUCUGAAAACUUUCCUGAAUGAUGGAGCUGAAGGAACUGGCUUAGCCUUUAUUGUCUUCACUGAAGCUAUCACCAAAAUGCCCGUCUCACCUUUGUGGUCCAUUCUCUUCUUCAUCAUGCUUUUCUGCUUGGGUUUGUCAUCUAUGUUUGGAAAUAUAGAAGGUGUGCUUGUACCUUUACAAGAUCUUAAGAUUAUACCCCCCAGAGUGCCUAAGGAAGUUGUUACUGGUCUCAUUUGUUUGGUGUGUUAUUUGAUAGCUUUUGUUUUUGUGCUGAAUUCUGGUAAUUACUGGCUGACUCUAUUUGACGGUUAUGCUGGCUCUAUUCCCUUGCUGAUAAUUGCAUUUUGUGAGAUGUUUGCAGUCGUCUACAUUUAUGGAAUAGACAGGUUUAACAGGGAUAUUGAGUUCAUGACUGGACACAAGCCCAAUAUUUUCUGGCAGAUUACCUGGAGACUAAUUAGUCCUCUCAUUAUGUUAGUUAUCUUCAUCUUUUAUCUUGUGGUGAAUGUCAGCAAAGAACUGCUUUACAGCGUUUGGGACCCUAACUAUGAGGAGUUCCCCAAAACGAAGAAGCUCGAAUAUCCCCCUUGGGUGUAUGCUGUUAUUGUGGUCCUUGCUGGAGUGCCUAGUUUGACCAUCCCUACUUUUGCCAUCUACAAAGCCAUCAGAAAUCGCUGUGAGAAAAAAAAUGACCGUGCAGGCCUUAUUGCUACAUCUGAGACUUCCAUUAAUGGAAACUUGAAGUAUUCAUCAUAAAUCCACUUUUUAAAAUGUGGAAGGAAGCUUUGACAGUGAGGAAAGUAAAAAAAUUUUUUAAGAAUCGGGAGUUUUCAUGAAAGGGUAACUGUGUUGUUUCCAGGUAAACAUUUACUUGGCAACGCAAUGCACUGUAAAGAGUUGAUGUCCUGGAAGCAAAUGGUGACAUUUGCAAGUGAUUGGGUCACCAGGCCAAAUAGUUUGUCCUCCUUCUGGUUUUGAAGCCAGAUUGUUUGAAAUGGGCUUUCAUCCCCUCUGAGUGGGGAAGCACUGUGCUUGAAAUGCUCUAAGUGACUCUUUCAUGUGCAGUCAUUCUGGUCGGUGGCUAAUAUGAGGGGUAACUUAAUACUGUAUUCUCUUGCACAUUAAAUUUUUUUUGUUUUACAUGCCACUGUGUUGCACAAGGCCACCAAUAUUAUUUGUCUCAUGCAGAAGUUUAAAAUAUUUAAUAAAAACAUUUCUAAGUA
Messenger RNA from Pipra filicauda (Wire-tailed manakin), 2443 nucleotides. It is a transcript of the gene SLC6A19, whose product is annotated as solute carrier family 6 member 19. Bases 69 to 1976 code for a protein of 635 amino acids. NCBI's taxonomy places the organism in Eukaryota, Metazoa, Chordata, Aves, Passeriformes, Pipridae. Gene Ontology annotation, biological process: sodium ion transmembrane transport. The transcript is spliced from 12 exons. Gene Ontology annotation, cellular component: plasma membrane. The record is from RefSeq and is a predicted model, not a curated record.